Galeopterus variegatus (Sunda flying lemur) is the source of this 1029-nucleotide messenger RNA. It is a transcript of the gene RRM2B, whose product is annotated as ribonucleotide reductase M2 B (TP53 inducible). Bases 1 to 810 code for a protein of 269 amino acids. Gene Ontology annotation, molecular function: ribonucleoside-diphosphate reductase activity, thioredoxin disulfide as acceptor. The transcript is spliced from 8 exons. Gene Ontology annotation, biological process: deoxyribonucleotide biosynthetic process. The record is from RefSeq and is a predicted model, not a curated record. Gene Ontology annotation, cellular component: cytosol. Lineage: Eukaryota; Metazoa; Chordata; Mammalia; Dermoptera; Cynocephalidae.
AUGGGCGACCCGGAAAGGCCGGAAGUGGCCAGGCCGGAGCAGGAUGAGAGGUUAUCUACAGAUACCAAUGAAAAUGACAUGAAGUCAAAUGAAGAGCCACUCCUAAGAAAGAGUUCUCGCCGAUUUGUCAUCUUUCCAAUCCAGUACCCUGAUAUUUGGAAAAUGUAUAAACAGGCUCAGGCAUCCUUCUGGACAGCAGAAGAGUUUAUGUAUAAAGCAAAAAACCAAACCAAAACAAACACCCAGUAUUUUCAUACUGGGUCGUUAUGCUUGGUACACCUGACUGUCCCUAACUGUUUGUGGUUUUCAGAAAGUUUUUUGUUAGAUAUGGUUCAGCGAACAAGUGGAGUACACAGGGAUUUUUUAUUUAAUGCAAUUGAAACAAUGCCAUGUGUUAAGAAAAAAGCAGACUGGGCCCUGCAAUGGAUAGCAGAUAGAAAAUCUACUUUUGGGGAAAGGAUUGUGGCCUUUGCUGCUGUUGAAGGAAUUUUCUUCUCGGGAUCUUUUGCUGCUAUAUUCUGGCUAAAGAAGAGAGGACUUAUGCCAGGACUCACUUUUUCCAAUGAACUCAUCAGCAGAGAUGAAGGACUUCACUGUGACUUUGCUUGUCUGAUGUUUCGAUACUUAGUAAAUAAGCCUUCAGAAGAAAGGGUCAGGGAGAUCAUUGUUAAUGCUGUUGAAAUUGAGCAGGAGUUUUUAACAGAAGCCUUGCCUGUUGGCCUCAUUGGAAUGAAUUGCAUUUUGAUGAAACAGUACAUUGAGUUUGUAGCUGACAGAUUAUUUGUGGAACUUGGAUUCUCAAAAGGGUGAAGCUUAUGAAAAGAAAAACUCUGCCAGGCAUACCCCCUUGUGCCCUGCCUUCAAACAGUUGUGUGAAGGUGUGAUCCUUGAACAGUAGCAACCACCUGGUGACCAUGAAGCAACAAGCAUGAGGAAGAAUAAAAAAGCCAAGAUACUGAUGAUGGAAGAGGUGAAAGGAAAAAGAAGCCUGGGUUUUGAAAAUACUGUUACGUGGCUGGGCCAGCCUUG